AUGGCGAACUCCGCGGCGCCACCGCCGCUGGCGGGUCGCCUGGUCCUCUCGUCUGCCCUGCUCCUGCUGCUGCUUCUCCUUAGUAUCAGGCAAGCCCAGGGCCGCGCCACGCCCGGAGGCCCUUCGCUGAGGGCUCAAGCCGCGGCGCUUCUCCACUGGAGAUCAUCCGUCAAGUACUCCGUGAAGCACCAGCUGGGAACCUGGAGAGACGACGGCAUGUACCCGUGCAACUGGACCGGCAUCACUUGCGGGUCACGAAGAGGGACCACGGUGAAGGUUAUCAGAGGAAUUUCCCUUGGCGGUGCCGGCAUUGCAGGGCGGCUGGACGCCCUGAGUUUCCACUCACUCCCUUACCUCGUCAACCUCAACCUCAGCAACAACUACCGUCUCUCUGGUGCCAUCCCUUCUGGCAUCGGCUCUCUUUCCAUACUUUCCACCCUCGACUUCUCCGGUGAUCAGCUUGACGGCAACAUACCUCCGUCGAUCUGCAACCUUGGGAGGCUCACGCACAUGGAUUUCUCCAACAACAAUCUCACCGGCCAAAUCCCUCCUGCCUUGGGUAAUCUCUCAAGACUUGCUUUUCUUUCUCUACUUGGGAAUAGCCUCUCAGGUAGCAUUCCAUGGCAGCUCGGACAGCUUGGGGACAUGAGGCAGAUGCAUUUGGGCUGGAAUAUCUUUUCUGGCCAAAUACCUUCCACCCUCGCAAACCUGACGAACCUCAACUUUCUUGGCCUUUCUGCUAAUCGUCUGUCAGGAUCCAUACCUGAAGAGCUAGGACAAGUCCAAACUCUGCAAAAACUAUACUUGCACAACAAUAGCCUGAAUGGCACAAUUCCAUCCUCACUUGGAAACCUCACGAUGCUCAGGUUCCUGUAUAUAUAUAUGAACCAGCACACUGGCUCGAUCCCGGUAGAGCUUGGGAUGCUCUCGAGCUUGAUUGAGUUGGAUUUGUCAGAGAACCAUUUGACCGGCUCAGUUCCUUCUAGUGUUGCUGGAAAUCUUACUUCAUUAGUUUAUUUUUCUCUUUCGGGCAACAAUAUAACUGGAUCCAUCCCACAUGAGUUUGGAAAUCUUGUGAAUUUGGAAACACUUGAUUUCGCAGUCAAUUUCAUAGUUGGGUCGGCGCCGUCAAGCAUUGGGAACAUGUCUUCACUCACCCGGAUGUACAUUUCUAGCAAUAAUCUCUCUGGUCGAUUGCCGGCCGAGUUUGGAAAUUUGGCAAAGUUGGAAAAACUUGAUUCCUCCGAAAACCAUUUGUCUGGCUCAAUCCCUCAAAGUUUUGGAAAAUUUGCACGCAUGACAGAAAUGCGACUAUACACGAAUCACCUCUCUGGCACUUUGCCGUCAUCUCUCUCCAACCUUACCAGCUUGGUCCUCAUUGACCUAGGUGGCAACCAGCUGACGGGACACUUGCCAAAUUUUUGCCGAAGUAAAAGACUAAAGAUUUUUGAUGUUAUGGAUAACAAUCUGGAUGGUCCCCUCCCAAAAGGCUUGAAGGAUUGCACUUCACUAACAUCCCUUGGACUUGAUAAUAAUCAGAUUGAGGGAGACAUAACUGAAUCAUUUGGGGUGUAUCCUCAUCUCAAUGACAUUAGUUUAUAUUCAAACAGAUUUGUAGGCCGGCUCUCGCCAAAUUGGGGCUCAUGUCAGAACUUAACAAGUAUUGAUUUUACACAUAACAUGAUAGAAGGCAGUAUACCUUCUGAGCUUGGGGAGCUAAAAAAUCUUGGAUGGCUCGGGCUCAGUUUCAAUAGGUUCAAUAGUGAGAUACCACAAGAAAUUGGCAGGUUAAGUAACUUGUAUUGGAUGGAUUUAAGAAACAAUCAACUAUCUGGCCAGAUCCCUAAGCAAAUUGGGCAACUUCGCAAUCUCGAGAACCUUGAUUUCUCAAGCAACUUUUUAUGUGGUACAAUACCAAAGGAGAUCGGAAAUUGUUUGAGACUGCAGUCAUUAAAUAUGAAUAACAACAGUCUUAAUGGAAGUAUUCCUGGUAGUUUGGUUAAUUUAACUUCCCUGCAAAGCAUGCUUGGUCUUAGCAUGAACAGUCUCAGUGGACCACUGCCAUCGGAACUUAACAGACUAGAGAUGUUGAUGUCUGCAAAUUUCUCACACAAUCAAUUCAGUGGUGCCAUCCCUGUAUCGAUUGCGAGCAUGCAAAGCCUAUCAAUAUUUGAUCUGUCAUACAACUUCCUAGAAGGAUCUGUUCCAAAAGGGAUCCACAAUGCAUCAGCUGAAUGGUUUCUCCACAACAAAGGUCUUUGUGGAGACCUUGUUGGCAUGGCUCCUUGCAAUUUACCCAAUGCGGAUCAUACACGAGAGCAUCAAAAGAUUGUACUAUCAGUCAUUCUUUCUAUGUUCGCCGCUACUAUUUCAGUAGCAACAUGUAUAAUUUUCAUAUUUAUUUGCCGCACGAAGGUAUCAUCAAAAACUGAUGAUGUGAGCAAAAGGGAUGUAUUCUCUGUAUGGGGCUUUGAUGGUAGAAUAGUAUUUCAGGAUAUUAUCAAUGCAACCGACAAUUUUGAUGAGAAACAUUGUAUUGGAGAGGGGUCGUACGGUAGUGUUUAUAAGGCAGAACUUCAAGAUGGACAAGUGGUUGCAGUAAAGAAACUCUAUGCAGGCGACGAAGAGGCACAUGAUGAAGAAAGAUUCCAGCAUGAGAUUGAAAUGUUAACAAAAAUCCGCCAACGCAGCAUCGUCAAGUUGUAUGGCUAUUGUACUCAUCCACAGUGCAGGUUCCUUCUAUGCGAGUUCAUAGAGAGAGGAAAUGUAGCUUCUAUCUUGAGCAACGAAGAACUAGCAAUCCAGUUCAACUGGGAAAGGAGAAUAGCUCUACCACCCAUAAUUCACAGGGACAUCACAAGCAGAAACAUCUUACUAGAUGCUGACUACAAAGCAUUUGUCUCGGAUUUUGGUAUUGCAAGAAUGUUAAAACCCGAUUCAUCGAAUUGGAGCGCACUAGCGGGGACCUAUGGCUACAUUGCACCUGAAUGUUCAUACACUUCUCUAGUCACAGAGAAAUGUGAUGUGAAUAGCUUUGGUGUUGUGGUGCUUGAGGUGUUGAUGGGCAAACAUCCAGGAGACAUGCAAAAUUUUCUUUCUUCACUUGGUGACCAGUUGCAUCUGGAACAAAUUUUGGACAAACAACUUCCACAACCUGAAGCUGAGGAGGCAAAAGACUUGAGACGGUGUAUCUUUGUGGCGUUUGAGUGCCUAACUCCUUCACCCAAAGAAAGGCCAACUAUGCAGAAAGCUUAUCGAGAUCUUUCCAUCUGA
Molecule: messenger RNA, 3273 nt
Organism: Triticum dicoccoides
Lineage: Eukaryota; Viridiplantae; Streptophyta; Magnoliopsida; Poales; Poaceae
Product: MDIS1-interacting receptor like kinase 2-like
Exons: 3
Coding region: 1-3273 (1090 amino acids)
Biological process (GO): protein phosphorylation
Molecular function (GO): ATP binding; protein kinase activity; protein binding
Source: RefSeq, a predicted model, not a curated record